Molecule: messenger RNA, 3508 nt
Organism: Diachasmimorpha longicaudata
Lineage: Eukaryota; Metazoa; Arthropoda; Insecta; Hymenoptera; Braconidae
Gene: GCS2alpha
Product: neutral alpha-glucosidase AB
Exons: 4
Coding region: 73-2844 (923 amino acids)
Biological process (GO): N-glycan processing; carbohydrate metabolic process
Molecular function (GO): carbohydrate binding; alpha-glucosidase activity
Source: RefSeq, a predicted model, not a curated record
GGGUGUUGCGCAGGGGGGUAAGCAUUUAUCGCUGGUACCAUUGAACACAGCAGAGUACAGUCAUUCCUCGACAUGACUCGGUACGUGCGAUUAGGAGUGUUACUCCUUUCUCUCUUGUACUUUGCUGUCGCCGUUGAUAGAACCAACUUCAAGACCUGCGACCAGAGUAGCUUUUGCAGACGAUGUCGUAAAGUCAAACCUAACGAAACCCCCUAUGAGGUUGUCUCCUCGACAGUAAUCCAAAAUGACUCCACCCUCCAAGCAGAAUUAUUCAACAAAGACACAGGAGUAAGCUACUUACUGCAGCUAACAUCCCUCAAAGAUAAUAUCUUUCGCCUGCACAUAAAUGAAAAAAGCCCUCUCCACAAACGUUACGAGGUGGAGAACGCCCUUCAAGAUCAUCCUCGCCAGGCUGAGCUAAAGAUUGUCGAGUCGUUGUCAAAUAACGUCACAGUGACGAGUGGUCCCAACAAAGCAGUCCUUCACUUCUCCCCCUUUAGAGUGGAUCUCUACUCGGGCGAUCAACUAGUCGUGUCUGCUAAUGCACGAGGUCUCAUGCGAUUUGAGCACCUGCGAACAAAAGCAGUGAAGCAAUCUGAAGACAACACCGAUAACAACGCCGGUAAUCCAGAGGAGACGGCUCAGUACCCAGGAGAUGGUGCCGAGGACGACCCAGGGGCAUGGGAGGAGAAUUUCAAGUCUCAUCAGGACUCAAAGCCCUAUGGUCCUGAGGCCGUUGCUAUGGACUUCAGUUUUCCAGGUGCUGAGCACGCCUAUGGUAUCCCCCAGCAUGCUGAUUCAUUGGCCUUGCGCUCUACCAAAACUACCGAUCCUUAUCGUCUCUACAAUCUCGAUGUGUUCGAGUACGAGACAAACGAGAAAAUGGCCCUGUACGGAUCAAUUCCUGUGCUCUACGCUCACGGCAAGGAACGAACGACUGGUGUCUUCUGGCACAAUGCUGCCGAAACAUGGGUAGACAUACUCCCAAGUGCUGACAAUAACAUGGUAGACAGUAUCGUCAACUUUAUGUCUGGCAAUGUCAAGAAGCCACAAGUUGAGUCCCACUUUAUGUCCGAAUCUGGUAUCAUAGAUGUGUUCUUCUUGCUCGGUCCUAAGCCCCUGGACGCCUUCAGGCAGUACACACUUCUCACCGGAACAGCCCCACUUCCCCAAAUGUUUACACUGGGUUACCACCAGUCAAGGUGGAAUUAUAAUGACCAAGAGGAUGUUGCGCAGAUAGCAGAGAAGUUUGAUUUCUAUGACAUUCCCAUGGAUGUCAUCUGGUUGGACAUAGAGUGGACCGACAGUAAGAAGUACUUCAUCUGGGACGCCCGAAAAUUCUCAAAUCCCCUGGAAAUGGUUCAGAACUUGACAACCAAAGGAAGAAAGCUCGUUGUCAUUAUAGAUCCCCACAUAAAACGUGACAACACGUACUACAUCCAUAAUGAAGCCACUGCCAACAACUACUACGUUAAACAUACUGAUGGCAAGGACUACGAGGGCUGGUGCUGGCCAGGUGCCUCCUCCUAUUUGGACUUCUUCGAUCCAAAAGUGAGGGAAUAUUUCGGUGGUCAAUAUGCCCUUGAUAAAUUCCAGGGAACUACCAACGACGUUUACAUUUGGAAUGACAUGAAUGAACCGAGUGUUUUCAAUGGACCUGAGAUAACCAUGCCCAAGGAUUUGAUCCACUACGGUGGCUGGGAGCAUCGAGACGUUCACAAUCUCAACGGUAUGAUGUACACCCAAGUGACUUAUGACGCUCUCUACAAACGAUCAGGUGGAACUCUGAGACCAUUUGUCCUCACUAGAGCACACUUCGCUGGCUCCCAGAGAUCAGCUACUGUUUGGACUGGUGACAAUGCUGCUGAAUGGGAGCACUUGAGAAUCAGUUAUCCCAUGUGUUUGUCGGUUGGAAUUGCUGGUAUGUCUUUCUGCGGUGCUGAUGUCGGUGGUUUCUUCAAGAAUCCCGAUUCUGAGUUACUGAUAAGGUGGAAUCAGGCUGCCGCUUGGCUUGCUUUCUUCAGACAGCAUUCACACAUUGAUACCAAACGUAGGGAGCCUUGGACUUUCAACGAUGAAACAACUCAGAUCAUCAGGGAUGCUAUAAGAAUACGUUACUCUUACUUGCCGUAUUGGUACACACUGUUUAGAGAACACGAAAUCAGUGGCUAUCCUGUUAUGAGACCACUGUGGGCUCAUUAUCCAGGAGAAACAGCCACUUUUGCCAUUGAUGAUCAUCUGCUUGUUGGUGAUGCUAUUCUGGUCAGGCCUGUGUUUGAGCCCUCGGUUACAGAGGUAUCUGUUUAUUUCCCAGGAGAGGGGAAGGACACUUGGUAUGAUGUAGAUACUAUGCAGGAGAAUAAAACACCAGGGGCAACCAGAAUCCCUGUUACUUUACACAAGAUUCCGGUUUACCAGAAGAGUGGUACUAUUGUACCAAGAAAAAUGAGGAUCAGGAGGAGCACGGUUCCUAUGAAGAAUGAUCCUUAUACUCUUGUUGUCAUUGCUGAUGCCGAGGGAAAAGCCACCGGGAAACUGUACAUUGAUGAUGAAUCCAGUUUUGAAUAUCGUCAUGGAAAGUACGUUUAUUUGAGGCUCAACUUCGAUGGAAAGAUGCUUAGCAGUCGCUAUAUUGAUAAUCAGGCUAAUUUUGAGACUGCCAGUUGGCUGGAAAGAGUUGAUAUCGCUAAUCCACCCAAGGGAGUCAAAUCUGCGAAACUUACUUCACAAAGUCUUGGAACUGUGAAUUUAGAGGCCAAAUACAAUACCAACAACAACGUAUUGACAUUACGUAAACCAGGUGUAAAUAUGGGUGAAGAGUGGUUCAUUGAGCUCAUAAAUUAAAUUUCAUUAAUUGAAUUUUUAGAUGUAUUUUUCCAGUUGUAAACAUCAAUUUACUGAGAAGCAAGUAAAUGUGCGCUUUUUUGCUCUUCUUUUUUUUCUGUUCAUGUAUGCAAAAAAAAAUAGAUUGUCUUCGGAGGGUUAUGUGGCAAUUAUGAUAAGAUUUUUCAUCAAUAUCGUAAAAAAAAUAAUAGUGAUAACAAUGAUGAACAACGAAAACUUUUAUUAUCUUCAUAACCGUUCAGUGGGCGCUUGUUUGUGAGCCAAAUAUAGAAAGACAAUUGAUGACAGUGCAGAUACUAAAAAUAUAACGUCAAACCAUCGAUGAUAAAAGUUGAAUUGAAGAUCACCAAGUACUUGAGUUAUUAUCAUUCUGUACUCGGCUGGCAUAUUCAUCCGCAUCAGUAGCACUGACGAGACAAAGUACAUUCCCUGAAAACAAAAAUGAUAAUUAAAAAUUUUCAACUCAAUAAAACGAGAUUAAAUGAAAAACUAGUAAUUACGAUCCCUUUUUAUUACCAUAAUCUGGGCAAGUAUCAUCACUAUAAUGUUGGAAGACUUGCUGCUGGAUAUCGCGUAAAAAAACUGAAAUUAAAAAUAAAAAAGUCAUUAAUCGAUAUACUCUGUAAUAAUAUGCUGUUAUCAAUACAAAUAUUGAUGAUAAAGA